AUGCAGAUGCAGCAUUUCAUCUUCCUCGCCUGCAGCAUAUUCACCCAAUCCGCGGGAUUCUACUCAGGCCAGACCCAGACUAGCGGCCAAUGGGGUCGAUAUCUGUCCGAGCAUGACGCCUCCCCAUGGGUAGGUCAAGAUGGUGCUCCGCAUGGCCCCACAGAGUGUCUGGGGAAGGCGGCAGAGACGUAUCGAGCAGUUCUAGGGCCGUGA
Penicillium macrosclerotiorum is the source of this 213-nucleotide messenger RNA. RefSeq lists its product as uncharacterized. The coding region runs from base 1 to 213 and encodes 70 amino acids. The transcript is spliced from 2 exons. Lineage: Eukaryota; Fungi; Ascomycota; Eurotiomycetes; Eurotiales; Aspergillaceae. The record is from RefSeq and is a predicted model, not a curated record.